AUGCCGGAACAUACAAUUGCUACAAGAAUCCGCCGUCAUGUACAGGUCCAACUUCCAUCCUCGACCCGUAUCCGCAUGCGCAUACGCAUCCUCACCGCCGACCUCAUGUCGCGAUCAACGCAGUGGAAGGCCAUGACGGUCAUGACCGUCGACGGCUUCGGCUUCGCCCUGGCCAAGUCUGCGCAGACGUUUCUCAUCGAACAGGCUCUAUGUCGAAGCUUCUAUGCCAUCCGUGACCCCGCCGUCAUCCGCCCGGACGGCAGUGUGCCCGAGGACAUGUGCAAGACGGACGAUCUGCAGUCCCAGGUCGCCUUCUUGUCCAGCACGCUCAACUUUACGCUCUUGAUUGCCAGCUUUCUGGCCACACCGGUCUUUGCCCGCCUGGCGUUGACCGUCGGAAAGAGGACUGUGCUUCUCAUCAACGCCGCGAGCUACAUGUUGCGCAUGAUACUAUUCACAGCCGUGGUGUACUUUUAUACCUUCACCGACGUCCGCUGGGUGCUUCUGCUGUGGGUUUUGGAGCUGGUGGGAGGCGGGAUGCCAGUACGAGAGGUCUUGCUGUGGAUGUACAUGGCCGAGAGCGUCCCGGAAGACGGACUAACGGGCGCUUUUAAUGUCUUGAGCGCCAUUCUCAUCGGGAUGAUGGCCGUCGGGACCUUUAUCGGCGCUCUGCUUCUCAGGCAGCACGUCUGGCUGCUGUGCUCGAUAGUCAUCUGCAUUUGCGCCCUGGUCAUGCUACUAAUCUGCCUGCUUCCGAACCAUCACAAAUCUCUCUACCCCGAGGAAGAGGACAUCUUGGGUGGCGAGGAUAGUCCCCGUUCGUCCGCCUCACAGGCGUCAUCACCAGCCACUUCGCUUCUCAACGGAGAGCAAGACGGCCGCGGCGCCUCGCAGGGCCCUCCGCCCUUGUGGCAGACCGUCCUUCGUGCUGCCACGGUCGAUCUGCUGCUCUCCAUACAGUUCGUCGUGCAGGCGCUCCAUAAUCCUCUCACCCUGAGAGUCAUGAGCAUAUUCUUCACUUACACCUUGGCCGGGACUGUUUCCGGCACCUCCCAGCAAUGGGCCUCGAGCACUUUUCACACGAGCCUGGCCGACGUGGACAAGGUCACCUCCAUGGAACAGGUCGUCUCUGCCAUUGUCCUGUUUUCUCUGCCCACCGUCUCGCAGCGACUGCUGCGGCCGCGCUUGCGCAGCAAACAGAACACAGACCUUUCGGUCAUCACGGCCAGCUUGGUAUUGUGUGCGUUUGGCGCCCUUGUCAUGUCCCUGGCGCCGUCUAUUGGCAUUUACGCUGUGGGCGUGGCCGUCUCCGCCCUCGGCGUCGGUCUGGCCGAUUCAUUGCGAUCGUUUGCCACCAGUGCCUUGUCCGACACCGAGACGCUGGAAAGCCUCUACAUGAGCAUUCGCACCAUGCAGUCGCUGGCAGCUAUCGUCGGCACGCCGCUGUGGGGAGGCAUUUUCCUUCUCAUCUUGAAGAGCGACGGAGGAUUGCCGCCUGGCCUUCUCUUCUUCGCUACUAGUAUCGUCUUCCUUGUCUCUUUGUAUUCAACGAUGCCGUUGCGCGGAUACAGAUAG
Metarhizium brunneum ARSEF 3297 is the source of this 1575-nucleotide messenger RNA. RefSeq lists its product as uncharacterized. The record is from RefSeq and is a predicted model, not a curated record. NCBI's taxonomy places the organism in Eukaryota, Fungi, Ascomycota, Sordariomycetes, Hypocreales, Clavicipitaceae. Gene Ontology annotation, cellular component: membrane. Gene Ontology annotation, molecular function: transmembrane transporter activity. Gene Ontology annotation, biological process: transmembrane transport.